AACUCGGGCCUUAACUGUUGCCGGGUGCUUUGUUGCUAUUUGGAGAGACGGAGCAAACAAAGUGUUGGUCAUUGUUUGGUUUAUGUGUGUUUAUGUCGGCGCUUAGCAAACAUUAGAGCGUAUAAAUAUGCCGACAAAUUGCGACUAUUAAUCAUUCGACCCAUAGAUUCCAUCGAUAACACAAUUAGCUUUGGAUAUCUAUACUAAAAUGAAACUCUUCAUUGCGUGCAUGUUUAUUGCCGCAGCGACGGCUGCAGUGAUUCCUGUCGAACAAGCCAGGCACCGUCGCGAUGUCUCUGAGAUCGUGAAUGAGUAUAUUCCACCACUUGGGGAAGUUGCGGCCGAUGUUCCCGUCGAGGAUAUCGCCCAAGACCCCACUGCUGUUGGAGAGGAUGGAUACCGUUACAAGACAGUUCGCCGCCUGAAGUACCGCCAACGUCGUGAUGUCUCCGAAAUUGCCAAUGAGUACCUCCCUCCAUCUGAAGAGGCCGUUAUUGCAGUCGAAGAACCCGCCCAAGAUACCGCUGUUCUUGGUGAUGAUGGAUACCAAUACAAGACUGUCCGUCGUCUGAAGUACCGUCAACGUCGUGAUGUUUCCGAGAUCGCCAACGAUUACUUGCCUCCCGCAGAAGAAGUUGCUACCGAGCUCCCAGUCGAGGAACCCGCCCAGGAUACCGCUGUUCUUGGUGAUGAUGGAUACCAAUACAAGACUGUCCGUCGUCUGAAGUACCGUCAACGUCGUGAUGUUUCCGAGAUCGCCAACGAAUACUUGCCUCCUGCAGAAGAAGUUGCUACCGAGCUCCCAGUCGAGGAACCCGCCCAGGAUACCGCUGUUCUUGGUGAUGAUGGUUAUCAAUACAAGACUGUCCGUCGUCUGAAGUACCGUCAACGUCGUGAUGUUUCCGAGAUCGCCAACGAUUACUUGCCUCCCGCAGAAGAAGUUGCUACCGAGCUCCCAGUCGAGGAACCCGCUCAGGACUCCGCUGUUCUCGCUGAAGAUGGUUACCAAUACAAGACUGUCCGUCGUCUGAAGUACCGUCAGCGUCGUGAUGUUUCCGAGAUCGCCAACGAAUACUUGCCUCCUGCAGAAGAAGUUGCUACCGAGGUCCCAGUUGAGGAACCCGCCCAGGAUACCGCUGUUCUUGGUGAUGAUGGUUAUCAAUACAAGACUGUCCGUCGUCUGAAGUACCGUCAACGUCGUGAUGUUUCCGAGAUUGCCAACGAAUACUUGCCUCCUGCAGAAGAAGUUGCUACCGAGCUCCCAGUCGAGGAACCCGCCCAGGAUACCGCUGUUCUUGGUGAUGAUGGUUAUCAAUACAAGACUGUCCGUCGUCUGAAGUACCGUCAACGUCGUGAUGUUUCCGAGAUCGCCAACGAUUACUUGCCUCCCGCAGAAGAAGUUGCUACCGAGCUCCCAGUCGAGGAACCCGCCCAGGAUACCGCUGUUCUUGGUGAUGAUGGAUACCAAUACAAGACUGUCCGUCGUCUGAAGUACCGUCAACGUCGUGAUGUUUCCGAGAUCGCCAACGAUUACUUGCCUCCCGCAGAAGAAGUUGCUACCGAGCUCCCAGUUGAGGAACCCGCUCAGGACUCCGCUGUUCUUGGUGAUGAUGGAUACCAAUACAAGACUGUCCGUCGUCUGAAGUACCGUCAACGUCGUGAUGUUUCCGAGAUCGCCAACGAAUACUUGCCUCCUGCAGAAGAAGUUGCUACCGAGCUCCCAGUCGAGGAACCCGCCCAGGAUACCGCUGUUCUUGGUGAUGAUGGUUAUCAAUACAAGACUGUCCGUCGUCUGAAGUACCGUCAACGUCGUGAUGUUUCCGAGAUCGCCAACGAAUACUUGCCUCCUGCAGAAGAUGUUUCUACCGAGGUCCCAGUUGAGGAACCCGCCCAGGAUACCGCUGUUCUUGGUGAUGAUGGUUAUCAAUACAAGACUGUCCGUCGUCUGAAGUACCGUCAACGUCGUGAUGUUUCCGAGAUCGCCAACGAAUACUUGCCUCCCGCAGAAGAAGUUGCUACCGAGGUCCCAGUCGAAGAACCCGCUCAGGACUCCGCUGUUCUUGGUGAUGAUGGUUACCAAUACAAAACUGUCCGUCGUCUGAAGUACCGUCAACGUCGUGAUGUUUCCGAGAUCGCCAACGAAUACUUGCCUCCCGUGGAAGAAGCUGCCACCGAGGUCCCAGUUGAGGAAGUCGAGCCCGCUCAGGAUUCUGCUAUUCUCGCUGCUGAUGGAUACCAAUACAAGACUGUACGUCGCUUGAAACUGCGUCAUCGUCGUGCCUUGUAAGCGCGCCAGCUGCUACCUGCCUGUAUACGAUUAGAGCCUUUACACCGCCCCACCAACUCCACCUACUAGGUCGUAAGUAAGAAUCCUAUUUUGCCAUUGUUUAACGAUUGAAAUCAACAAAAUAAAUCCAAACGAAAAUUGUUAUAAUA
Messenger RNA from Drosophila mojavensis, 2436 nucleotides. RefSeq lists its product as uncharacterized. The transcript is spliced from 2 exons. The coding region runs from base 209 to 2287 and encodes 692 amino acids. Gene Ontology annotation, biological process: negative regulation of protein sumoylation. NCBI's taxonomy places the organism in Eukaryota, Metazoa, Arthropoda, Insecta, Diptera, Drosophilidae. The record is from RefSeq and is a predicted model, not a curated record. Gene Ontology annotation, molecular function: calcium ion binding.